UCGACCUUCCAGUGGCUUCCCCUUUUUCCAAAAAACACGGACUCUCCCCUCUCUCUCAUUUGCUUCCGAAUUGGACCUUGCUUCUCGCGUUUCUCAGAAUCAGAAAUGGCCUCGGCUUCAUCCGAUCCGGAGCAACUCACAUCCCUCGGAAAGGGUGGCAGGUCAUCGGGUGAGAUCGACAGUGCCCAAGAGCCUCUUAUUAACGGAGAGACGCACCACGAAGAUUACUCUGUUCUUGCUGCUAUCCUCCCAUUUCUAUUCCCAGCUCUUGGAGGAUUACUAUAUGGGUAUGAUAUUGGUUCCACAUCAUGUGCUACAAUUUCCGUAGAGUCAGCCACAUUAAGCGGGAUUACAUGGUAUGAUUUGUCCUCGGUGGAACUUGGUCUCAUAACUAGUGGCUCACUGUAUGGGGCUUUGAUUGGCUCUAUCUUGGCCUUUAAUGUUGCUGAUUUUCUAGGAAGAAGAAGAGAGUUGAUUGUGGCUUCAGCAUUGUAUCUUGUUGGAGCUUUGGUUACCGCAGUGGCGCCAGACUUUGUUGUUAUGGUUAUUGGACGCUUUGUGUUUGGUAUAGGAAUUGGACUGGCAAUGCAUGCUGCUCCAAUUUACAUUGCUGAGACAGCUCCAAGUCAGAUACGAGGUCGACUAAUUUCUCUCAAAGAAUUCUUUAUAGUUCUUGGGAUGGUUGUAGGUUACACAGUUGGCAGUCUUCUAGUUGACACAGUUUCUGGUUGGCGCUACAUGUAUGUGGCUAGUACCCCCUUAGCACUAAUCAUGGGAAUUGGGAUGUGGUGGCUACCUGCAUCACCUAGAUGGUUACUUCUUUGUGCCAUACAGGGAAAAGGUAAUAUGCAGGAUUUAAAGCAGAGAGCCAUAUGUUCCUUGUGCCGGAUCCGUGGUGAAGGCACAAAUGAUUCAGCUCUUGAAAAGGUAGAUGAAAUUCUUGAUGAGCUUUCUAAUAGCGGUGAUGAGCAAGAAGCCACAUUAGCAGAGAUGUUCCAGGGAAAAUGCUUGAAAGCUCUUAUUAUUGGUGCAGGAUUAGUCUUAUUUCAGCAGAUAACGGGGCAACCUAGUGUCCUUUAUUAUGCCGCAUCUAUCCUUGAGAGUGCAGGGUUUUCUGCAGCAUCUGAUGCAACUAGAGUCUCAAUUCUUCUUGGGUUAUUAAAGUUGAUCAUGACUGGAGUAGCUGUCACUAUUGUUGAUAGAGUUGGAAGACGGCCAUUAUUACUUGGAGGUGUCUCUGUUAUGGGAAUUUCGUUGUUCCUUCUGGGAGCAUAUUACACUUUUCUGGAUGAUGCACCAGUUAUGGCUGUAGUCGCUUUGCUAUUAUAUGUUGGGUGCUAUCAGUUGUCAUUUGGUCCAAUUGGUUGGCUGAUGAUCUCUGAGAUUUUCCCUUUGCGCCUGAGAGGGCGAGGAUUGAGUAUAGCGGUGCUCAUAAAUUUUGGCGCAAAUGCACUGGUUACGUUUUCAUUUUCUCCUCUGAAGGAAUUGCUUGGAGCUGGAAUUUUGUUUUUCAUCUUUGGAGGGAUAACUAUUUUAGCUCUCAUUUUCAUAUACUUCCUCAUACCAGAGACGAAGGGGCUCACUCUAGAGGAGAUUGAGGCCAAGCUUCUUUAGAUCUGUACUUCUAGUUUGCCCUUACUAGUUUGCCAUUUUGACAUCACUCUGAGAUGACCUAUUUUGUUUACUUCCAUGUGGAGACGGCAAUUAUUAUCUUCAGAUUGUCUAUGUAAUCUUUAGGUAAGAUAUUGAAUCACAUUUGAAUGUAUACUAGGAAGAACAAUACUUAGUCUGUUACAUAGAUCUUUAUUGAAUUCAUAAGUUGUAGUUUUUGGUUUGGUAGUUGUAGUUUUCUUCUGAUAUUUGCUGAUACAUAUUUCAUCUAUGAUUACAUUACUUUAGUG
Diospyros lotus (date-plum) is the source of this 1901-nucleotide messenger RNA. Its product is annotated as D-xylose-proton symporter-like 2. Gene Ontology annotation, cellular component: membrane. Gene Ontology annotation, biological process: transmembrane transport. Gene Ontology annotation, molecular function: fructose transmembrane transporter activity. Lineage: Eukaryota; Viridiplantae; Streptophyta; Magnoliopsida; Ericales; Ebenaceae. The record is from RefSeq and is a predicted model, not a curated record. The transcript has 14 exons. The coding region runs from base 106 to 1614 and encodes 502 amino acids.